Molecule: messenger RNA, 896 nt
Organism: Ostrinia furnacalis (Asian corn borer)
Lineage: Eukaryota; Metazoa; Arthropoda; Insecta; Lepidoptera; Crambidae
Exons: 4
Coding region: 300-896 (198 amino acids)
Source: RefSeq, a predicted model, not a curated record
ACGAUAAAAUUGUUGGGAAUACAAUCGAUAUUCACAUUUAAUCAUGUAGGUAGUGAUAAAUAUUUUAAUAAGUGUCUACCUACAUAAUGAAAUAUUGUUAAUUCUUUAUCAAAUGUUAGUCGCGUUAUGAUAUGAUACGGAGUGGUUGUGAAAUACGUUAAUAAUAACUUUUGUGUGUGUAAAAAGUGUGUGUCGUGAGAAUAAACGCUGGGCGUCAUCUAAAACAAGUGCACACGUCCGCUUCCAUCGAGCUAUGCGCAUGAAAUGACCUCGUGAUUCGAAAUUCGAACGCCGGAAGCAUGGGCAGCGGGCUCAGUAGCGCCACCAGCCGGAAGUACUCGCGGAAAGAGCCUCCGCCUCACGCAGAGUCUUCCAGAGUGCUGUUCCUCUUGUACCUGAUACACAGGACUUGGAAUGUCGUAGUUGAACACGUGGAUUCUAAGAGUGCAAGAUGGCGCGGCUCUCACACAGUGCCGAGCUCAGGCGAGGGCCUCGGCCGGAGGUUCGAUUCCGUCAGCCUCGCCGACUCCGAGCUCGGCUCCUGCUACUCAUCCUGCAGCUGUAGCUACUGCCGUCUGCGGGAGUGCGCUCAUGACUGCGUCAGGUUGGUCAUCAUCAUCAUCAUUAUCUUGAUAAUAAUCAUCAUUAGAGCUACUGUCAGCCUCGCCGACUCCGAGCUCGGCUCCUGCUACUCGUCCUGCAGCUGCAGCUACUGCCGUCUGCGGGAGUGCGCUCAUGACUGCGUCAGGUUGGUCAUCAUCAUCAUCAUUAUCUUGAUAAUAAUCAUCAUCAGAGCUACUGUCAGCCUCGCCGACUCCGAGCUCGGCUCCUGCUACUCGUCCUGCAGCUGCAGCUACUGCCGUCUGCGGGAGUGCGCUCAUGACUGCGUCAGGUAA